This is a messenger RNA of Labeo rohita (rohu), 1736 nucleotides long. RefSeq names its product C-type lectin domain family 4 member F-like. Gene Ontology annotation, molecular function: signaling receptor activity. NCBI's taxonomy places the organism in Eukaryota, Metazoa, Chordata, Actinopteri, Cypriniformes, Cyprinidae. The record is from RefSeq and is a predicted model, not a curated record. The transcript is spliced from 5 exons. The coding region runs from base 69 to 1511 and encodes 480 amino acids.
UUGAAGCAACCGCUUCAAAUACUGUCACGUUUAACUCCAGCAGACUGAAUACGUCUUAUAACGGCAAUAUGAAGAAUCCCAGGACACAUGGAAUGGAUAAAGAUGAAGAGGAGAUGAAUACCAAUGCUGACGCUCAUGAUGCUAUAAACAACCAUGAUGUCUGGACAGAAACGGAGAACUCAAACACCAAGAGAUGGCAAACACCUCAAUACACAGGAAGUGAGGGUGUGGAGAUUAGAAGGUCCAAAGCAGCUGUAGUGUGUCUGGUGCUGCUGUGUGUUCUUCUGCUGACUGAAGUCAUAAUAUUGUGUGUCCACAUCCAUGCAAACAACAUAAACUACAUGGAAGACCAGCUACUAAUCACUGAUACCAACCUCACAGACGAGAGAGACCAGCUAAUAACCAACAAAACCAACCUCACAGAAGACAGAAAUGGGGUUCAAACCAAUGAAACCAAACUUGCGGAAGAGAGAGACAGGCUACUAAAUAACAAUACCAACCUUGGUGAAGAGAGAGACGGGCUACUAACCAAUGAAACCAACCUCGCAAAAGACAGAGAUGGGCUACUAAUUAACAAUACCAACCUCGGUAAAUACAGAGAGGUGCUACUAACCAACGAUACCAACCUCGCAGAAGAGAAAGACGGGCUAUUAACCAACGAUACCAAGCUCACAAAAGACAAAGAUGGGCUACUAAUUAACAAUACCAACCUCGGUCAAGACAGAGAGGGGCUACUAACCAACGAUACCAACCUCGCAGAAGAGAAAGACGGGCUAUUAACCAACGAUACCAACCUCACAAAAGACAGAGAUGGGCUACUAAUUAACAAUACCAACCUCGGUGAAGACAGAGAGGGGCUACUAACCAACGAUACCAACCUCGCAGAAGAGAAAGACGGGCUACUUACCAACUAUACCAACCUCGCAGAAGAGAGAGAAACGCUACUAACCAAUAUCACCAACCUCACAGAAGAGAGAGACCAGCUAUUAACCAACAAUACCAACCUCAUUAAAGAGAGAGACCAGCUAGUAACCAAGAACAUGCAAUUGACAAAAGAGAAAGAUGUAUUAUUAGCAAACAACCGUGACCUAAUUAAACAAAGAGACCAGUUAAAUUAUGAGAAAAGAGAAUUGCUGAACAUGGAUGGAUGGCUUUACUAUCGAUCGCAUUUUUACUACAUUUCCUCUCAAAAGAAGAACUGGUAUGACAGCAGAAGAUAUUGUACGGACAGACGAGCAGAUCUGAUCAUCAUAAACAACAGAGAUGAACAUAACUUUUUUAAAAAGAUGUCUUGUGGUGCUCAUGCCUGGAUUGGUCUGACUGACAGACAUGCGGAGGGCAGAUGGAAAUGGGUCGACGGCAGCAACCCUGGUUUCAGGUCGUGGGCUGUUACAGAGCCCAAUAGUAUCGGAGGCAAUGAAGAUUGUGCUGUAACUCAUUCAUUAGGAUGGGCUGAUUUUCCAUGUCAUCGUGCUUUUCAAUGGAUCUGUGAGAGGAACAGUUUAAGAUAAAUCAUUACAUGAACUUCCGAUUUAUGUCAUAUCAUACAUAAAGGCAUUUUUUUCCAAAUAAAAAACUAUGUAAAGGCAAUUGGGAACAAGUGGAACGUGUUAUUGCUGUUUCUUCAUGUUUUCUUUUGUUCUCUUUAUUUUCUUUCAUUUUAUUACAUGAAGGUUACAUUAAACUAAGAAUGUUUUUACAAUCCAUUUUUACUUGUUUUGUUUUCAAUGCAUAGA